Molecule: messenger RNA, 1573 nt
Organism: Macadamia integrifolia
Lineage: Eukaryota; Viridiplantae; Streptophyta; Magnoliopsida; Proteales; Proteaceae
Product: probable choline kinase 2
Exons: 8
Coding region: 228-1268 (346 amino acids)
Biological process (GO): phosphatidylethanolamine biosynthetic process; phosphatidylcholine biosynthetic process
Cellular component (GO): cytoplasm
Molecular function (GO): ethanolamine kinase activity; choline kinase activity
Source: RefSeq, a predicted model, not a curated record
UUCACAGCUUCACCUACGUUUAGUGUUUAAAAGGAUUCCCUGACUUGUUCUUCUCGUAUUUUUCCAUAAUUACUGGAAUUUUGAAUUGGGAAAAUUCAAUACUUUUCUUUCCCAAAACGAUCUGUUCUGUUUCGCUCAGUUUUUUCUGGAUUCAAUUUGUUUCUCUUUGCAGAUCUCAUUCUCGCGAUUAUAUUUGCUAGUCAGAGGCUUGUUGGGUUCUUUUUAUAAUGGCUGUACUAGAUGAUAUUGUCCAAAACGGCAGUGAAAAUCACCUACCAGGAGAAGUAAAGAAGCUUUUGAAAUCAUUGGCAUCUAGUUGGAGUGGUAGUGAUGUGAUUGAUACAAAUUCCUUGCAAGUGAUUCCAUUAAAGGGUGCAAUGACCAAUGAAGUUUUUCAGAUAAAUUGGUUUUCAGAAACAGGGGAACUCCUACAUAAGGUUCUUGUUCGUCUUUAUGGUGAAGGUGUGGAUCUCUUCUUUGACCGUGAGAAUGAGAUUAGAACUUUUGAGUGUAUGUCAAAGCAUGGUCAGGGGCCUCGUCUUCUCGCAAGGUUUUCUAAUGGACGAAUUGAAGAGUUCAUUCAUGCACGGACAUUAUCAGCUAUUGACUUGAGGGAUCCUGAAGUAUCUGCGCUUAUAGCAGCUAAGUUGAGGGACUUCCAUGAUCUUGAUAUGUCAAGCCCAAAGAAUAUCCAGCUCUGGGAUAGAAUGAAAAAUUGGCUUAAAGUGGCUCAAGGUUUGUGUUCUCCGGAUGAAGCAAAGAGUUUUGGUUUGGAUAGUUUGAGGGAGGAAAUUCUUAGUCUGGAAAGGGCAUUAUCUGGGGAAUAUCAGCGUAUCGGAUUUUGCCACAAUGACUUGCAGUAUGGCAACAUUAUGAUGGAUGAGGAAACAAGAGUGAUCACUAUAAUUGAUUACGAGUAUGCAAGUUACAACCCUGUUGCUUAUGAUCUUGCGAAUCACUUCUGUGAGAUGGCUGCAGAUUAUAGUUCCAAAGAACCUCAUAUUUUAGACUAUGGUCAAUAUCCAGAUUUAAAGGAGCGCCAGAGAUUUGUCUGUAUGUACCUCAGUUCUUCAGGUGAAGAGCCUACCGACAUCAAGGUGGAGCAAGUACUUGAAGACGUCGAGAAGUAUACUCUUGCAAGCCAUCUGCUUUGGGGCUUGUGGGGAAUAAUUUCGGACCAUGUCAAUGAAAUCGAUUUCAAUUACAUGGAGUAUGCUAGGCAGAGGUUUCAGCAAUACUGGCUACGAAAAUCCACACUUCUGGGAUAAUUCAGGCGCCUCUCUUCCUGUCUGACUGUUGUAUCAUGUAUGAGUAUUGUUGUAGAACAAUAAAUCAGAGAUAAAAAAAAAGGCAUACCUAGUGAACGAGGCUGCUGCCACUGCAGGGUCUGGGGAGAGACAUAAAGUAUGCAGCUUUAUCCCCACUUCAUGGAGAGGUUGUUUCCUGACUCAAACUCACGACCAAUAGGUCACAAUUGAGCAACCUUAUCAUUGUGCUGAGGCCUACCCACUAAUUCAGAGAUGUAAUACUUUAAUUUGUAUUCAAUAGAGGGUUUCUUCCAUGCUUUCAACAA